Molecule: messenger RNA, 1995 nt
Organism: Diabrotica balteata
Lineage: Eukaryota; Metazoa; Arthropoda; Insecta; Coleoptera; Chrysomelidae
Source: the annotation of a GenBank genome assembly
AUGGAAAUAAAAGUGGACACGGUUAACCUCUUCGACAUAGGCAAAAUUUGCAGGGCCUGUUUGACGGAAAAAGGGGAAAUGCGAUCACUUUUCAUGCAAGAUGAUUCUACAGGACAACCGUUGGUCCUGGCAGAAAUGAUAAUGGAGUGCACCUCCCUACAGAUUAAAGACGAUGAUGGUCUGCCAAAUCUUAUCUGCUUACAAUGUUGCCAUGAAGUAUCGAGGUCCUAUUCCUUUAAACAACUCUUUGAACAAAGUGAUAUCAAUCUCAGAACAUAUCUGGGUAAACCACUAGAGACAAAUCAGAAACAUUUUAAGGAGGAAAUAACAACACACCAAACAGAUUUUACAAGUAGUUUCUUGGACAGCCUAGGACUUGAAUCAUCUUCCGAUAGUAGCGACGAGGAUGAUUUUAAAGAUGAGUUACUUGCUCUUCAAGAUACUCUGUCAGAUAAUCCACAGGAUGAAAAGGUAAUUGCUCAAAAGCAACUGCUGAAGUCUGCCAAGUUUCAUAAAAGUCGACAGGCUAGGAGGAAGAUGUUGGCUAAAGGAGGAAAAGUUGCAGUGUUAGCUGCCAAACGAAUGAAGCGCAACUCAAACCAAUGUAACGUCUGUAAGAAGCAAUUCAUCAAUUUAAAAUCCUUCAGAAAACAUCUAAGGACCCAUAUAGAAGACCGUCCUUUCAAGUGCAAAAUAUGUUCUAGAGGCUUCACUGAAGAAAAUUAUUUGAACAAUCAUAUGCGCACUCACGUACCGGACGAGCAAAAGCCUCACGAAUGUGAGAUAUGCAAAAAACGUUUCAUACAUAGUACUCUGCUUUCCAAACAUAUGUUAAAACACAGUGGAGAGAAGCCGUUUGUGUGCAAAAUUUGCAACAAAGGAUGUUACGCUGAAAACAGUCUUCUAAAGCACAUGAAAAUUCACGAGAAAAAAGAAGGAGAUCCCGGAUUAUUGAAACAUAUUUGUGAUUAUUGUAAAGUUGAGUUUCCUGAUAAUCAAAGUCUUUCCAUUCAUAUUAAACAGCAUACUGGGGAUAGACCGUUUGUUUGCAAUAUUUGUGGGAAGUGUUUUCCACAAAGGUUUAACUUGGAAUUGCAUGCAAGAACACAUACUGGUGAACGACCAUUCCAAUGUGAAAUUUGCAAAAACGGUUACGUAUCUAAGGCUAGUCUUAAAAUUCACAUGAGAACUCAUACUAACGAACGCCCAUUUGCUUGUGAUUUUUGUGGAAAAGCUUUUAGGCAGUCUGGAGAUCUAACAAGCCACAAAAGACUUCACGGAACAGAGAAGCCUAUAGAAUGUUCAGUGUGUCAAAAGAGGUUUACAACUGUAAUGAAGUUGAAAUACCACAUGAGAAACCAUACGGGAGAACGUCCAUAUGUAUGCAGUGUAUGUGGUCGAGGUUUUACAGUGAACACCAUCCUGCUACGUCACAUGCGUGUCCAUUCUGGCGAACGUCCGUAUGUAUGUGUGACAUGUGGUAAAGCAUUUUCACAAUCCAGUACGCUUAACACACAUAUGAAAGUACACGCUUCUUCCAAUACAAACAAUCAAGAAAGAACGUCAAAGUAUACUACAAUUGAUGACCAGAAAUAUACCACCCAACAUCAACAGCAACAAGAUAAUAGAUUGAUACAGCAGGAUACUCGGAUGUUAGUACAAACUCAGCAGCUUAGUGAUGGUACGAGAAUUCUUACAGAAACUUCACAGCUUCUUGGUGAUCAUCGAGGAUUGAUUAAUGACGCCAGAUUGAUCACCAAUGAAGGAACGAGACUUUUGGUCAACGUUUCGGAGCCCACCUCUCUAAGGCUGUUGGUAAACGAUAAUACUCGGUUGAUUACAAACGAUAACAGACUGAUAACUCAAGAUAACAGACUCAUUACUAAUGUUAACGUCAACGAUAACAGACAUUUAUCCGUUCUGGAUGGUUCUAGAAUAAUCACUGCUGAUAAAUAUCUGACGACAUAUGAUCCCUACCAGAGAGGGCAUAUAUAA